GGCUCCUCCUCCGCGUCUCCCGUGCUCUGGCCGCGCCAGGCACCCGGCUGGCUUCCGAGGAAGCACCUUUGUGCCCGGCUCCUAGCCCGCGACGGCCGCAGCGCACCCGGAUCUAUUGUUUUCUCGGGGUUUUCCCGCAGGUGCCCUCAGCGCGCAGGACCCGCACGUGCCACCGCAGCAGCUGGAGCUCUGGAACCCGCAGGCGCCGGCAGGGGUGUCCCCGGGCGCGCCGCCGGAGAUGAAGCACCUGAAGCUCAGGUGGUCGGCCGGCGGCGGCCUCCUGAAUCUCAGCAUCCUGCUGAGCUUGGCAGGGCUCCGCGUAGACCUGGACCUCUACCUGCUGCUGCCGCCGCCCACCCUGCUUCGGGAUGAGCUGCUGCUCCUGGGCGGCCCCACCAGCUCCGCCUACGCGCUCAGCCCCUUCCCCGCCUUGGGGGGGUGGGGGCGCGCGAGCCAGCUGCACCCCAAGGGCCGGGAGUCGGACCCCGCAACACAGCUCGAGGGCCAGCUCCUCUGGGAGUUGCGAGCGCUCGGGGUCCCCUUCGUCCCCCGCACGCGGGUGGAUGCGUGGCUAGUGCACAGCGUGGUGGCUGGGGACGCAGACGGGGGCCACCGACUGCUCGGCGCCGCCGCGGCUUCAACGACCGGAGGAGUCGGCGCCAGUGUAGACGGUGGCAGCCAGGCUGCGCAGGGGAGCGGCGGGGAUACCCGAGCGGCUCGGAGUAGCCCGUUGGCCAACGGGGAGGAGAAAGCACCGGCGGAACCGACGGCCCAGGUGCCGGACGCCAGCGGACGCGCGAGCGAGGAGACUGAGGAACACAGAGAAAAAUAUGAAAGUGAGGAUCACAGUUCCCAGCAUGAGGGAAAUGCAGAGAGGGUGAAGGCCAAGAAAGAAAUCUCACUGCAGCAGAAUAAUGAGGAAGAAAACAAAAUAGCAGCCAAAUCUGACCUGGAUGCAGAAAAGACCACCGAACCUGAAAAUGAGAGACAUCUAAAUGGGACAGAUACAUCUUUCUCUACAGAAGAUUUAUUUCAGUUACUUUCAUCACAGCCUGAAAACUCAUUGGAGGGCAUUUCAUCAGGAGCUAUCCCUCUUUUGGGCAGUAGCAAUGAUGGCACAAAUUCUUCAGUACAUUUUAAUGUAAAUUUUAGCCAGGCCAUAAGUCAUGACGUGAAUCUUCAUGAGGCUAUGUUGGGGUGUCCCAACAAUACACUUAGAAGAGAUCCAGUGGCGAGGGCACCACAGACACAAGAACCAAUUCUACACUUAAAUCCUCAGUCCACCAGUCCUGAGCAAACGCUUCCUGGAGCUAACCUGACAGGAUUUCUUCCACCUGCUGAUGACCACAUGCACAAUCUAAUAAGCCAAGACCUACUAUAUGACCUUGAUGUAAACAUAUUUGAUGAGAUAAAUUUAAUGUCAUUGGCAAUGGAAGAGGGUUUUGACCCAAUGGAAGUUUCACAGCUUUUUGAAGAACCUGAUUCUGAUUCUGGCCUUUCCUUAAAUUCCAGUCACAAUAGCACCUCUGUCACCAAAUCUAAUUCUUCUCACUCCAUGUGUGAUGAAGGUGCUACAGGUUACAGUAGUGACCUUGAAUCUCCCUCCCAUCAUGACUUAGAAGGAGCUGUAGGAGGCUACUACUCAGAAUCCACUAAGCUUUGUCACAUGGGUCAUAGGAAUGACUCUGCUUUUCACAGGGACCUUGCAUUCCAGUAUGUAUUUCAUAACCACACUUACCACUUACAGUCAAGUGCACUGGAAUCCACUUCUGAAUCUUUACCAUGGCCUGAGAAGUCACAGAAAAUAACAAGUGGGUACCUUAAUGACACGGAUAAAAACUUAAGUCGGGAUGAAAGACGUGCUAAAGCUCUGCAUAUUCCUUUUUCCGUGGAUGAAAUUGUCGGCAUGCCUGUUGAUUCUUUCAACAGCAUGUUAACCAGGUACUAUCUGACAGACUUGCAAGUCUCGCUCAUCCGUGAUAUCAGAAGAAGAGGGAAAAAUAAAGUUGCUGCUCAGAACUGCCGUAAACGCAAAUUAGACCUAAUUUUGAAUCUGGAAGAUGAUGUAUAUAAUUUACAAAGAAAGAAAGAAAACCUCAAGAGAGAGCAAGCCCAGUGUAACAAAGCUAUUAACAUAAUGAAACAUAAACUCCAUAACCUGAAAGAGAAAAACUGA
This is a messenger RNA of Tupaia belangeri chinensis (Chinese tree shrew), 2176 nucleotides long. It is a transcript of the gene NFE2L3, whose product is annotated as NFE2 like bZIP transcription factor 3. NCBI's taxonomy places the organism in Eukaryota, Metazoa, Chordata, Mammalia, Scandentia, Tupaiidae. Gene Ontology annotation, cellular component: nucleus. The transcript is spliced from 4 exons. Gene Ontology annotation, molecular function: RNA polymerase II cis-regulatory region sequence-specific DNA binding; DNA-binding transcription factor activity, RNA polymerase II-specific. Bases 239 to 2176 code for a protein of 645 amino acids. Gene Ontology annotation, biological process: regulation of transcription by RNA polymerase II. The record is from RefSeq and is a predicted model, not a curated record.